Messenger RNA from Asparagus officinalis (garden asparagus), 1009 nucleotides. Its product is annotated as stem-specific protein TSJT1-like. The coding region runs from base 36 to 746 and encodes 236 amino acids. The transcript has 5 exons. NCBI's taxonomy places the organism in Eukaryota, Viridiplantae, Streptophyta, Magnoliopsida, Asparagales, Asparagaceae. The record is from RefSeq and is a predicted model, not a curated record.
UUGUUAUUUUCAUUUACAGAGAAAGCGAGGUGAAGAUGUUGGGUGUGUUCAGUGGAGAGAUGGUGGAGGCACCGCCGGAGUUGGUGGCUGCAGGGAGCAGAACUCCGUCGCCUAAAACAAGGGCGUCAGAGCUCGUUAACCGGUUCCAGCGUAACUAUGAGCCUGCAGUGUGCCUGCAGAUCGGCUCCUUUGCUCACCUUGCCUACUCUCAUGCCAAUCAGUCCCCCUUUUGUCCCAGAUCGUUUGCAACCAAGGAUGACAUAUUCUGCAUAUUCGAAGGGGUGCUCGAUAACCUUGGCCAUCUUAGGCAACACUAUGGCUUAUCCAAGGGAGCAAAUGAGGUAAUGCUGAUAAUAGAGGCUUAUAAGACACUACGAGAUAGAGCUCCACAUCCGGCCAACUUCAUGCUUGGCCAACUUGAUGGCAAUUUCUCUUUUGUGAUCUUCGACAAAGCCACUUCAACUUUAUUCGUAUCUUCUGAUCAAAAUGGCAAGGUUCCUUUGUAUUGGGGAAUAACUGCAGAUGGAUGCAUAGCCUUCUGCAAUGAUGUUGAUCUGCUUAAAGGCUCAUGUGGCAAAUCACUCGCACCAUUUCCUCAAGGGUGUUUUUAUUCAAAUAAUCUUGGAGGGUUGAAAAGUUAUGAGAAGCCAAAGAAUAAAGUGACGGCGGUCUUAGCAUCUGAUGAAGAGCUGUGUGGUGCCACUUUCCAGGUGGAAGAAAAUGCAGUUGCUAUGGAUACAUAUUAAAAGCUUAAUUGUAUCUUUAAUGUCCAGACACACUACUCCAGAGUCAUUAUGUAAAUUAUAGGGAUACACAGGGUGCUGGCUGAGCUUGAUGCAUCUAUGAAAAUAGGUUGGAGCAUAAAUGUAUAAUCAAAUAAGUAUAGAUAUGUAGGCUUUCUUGAUUUAUUGUUUUAUGUAAUGUAAAGUUUGUCUAACAGCAAUCAAUGCAUAAAGCAGAACGAUGUAGCUUCUAGUCAAACAAAUAAAGUUGUGUGUGUGUACGCGUG